This is a messenger RNA of Podospora pseudopauciseta, 1818 nucleotides long. RefSeq lists its product as uncharacterized. Bases 664 to 1818 code for a protein of 384 amino acids. The record is from RefSeq and is a predicted model, not a curated record. The transcript is spliced from 4 exons. NCBI's taxonomy places the organism in Eukaryota, Fungi, Ascomycota, Sordariomycetes, Sordariales, Podosporaceae.
AUUCCUUCUCGUUUAUUGCCGUGGACAAUCGACCCUCCUAUUGGACUGCGCCAUACUAAAUCAUUGGUGUUCCGGCUAAGUAACUCCUGAUAGCCAAUUACCUUGUCAAACGCCCCUCAUUUGCUCAUUUACCCUGCUGUAUCGAGUGACCUGUCUCCACGGGCGGAGUCACUCGUCCCAGCGAAUGUCGACAAGCUAUUUGAUCUGCUUAAUACCAACGGCGAGGCGUCCUCGGGAUCAACAUGGAGUCGCGCACCAAGGUCCCUUUCUGCCACUCAACAGGGGAGUCGGAACUUGCUUGAUGGUGUUCUCUCGCCGGCUGCCACAACUCAAAGACCUUUUGUCCAACAACAUUCAAUAUGGCAGGAACCGCUUUUUGAGUCGGGGUGUAGAGGCUCACUGCAUGGUCAACAAUGCGCAGGGCAAUGCUCCGACCCCAAGAUAUUGUUCAGUUCCCUCAGCAUUCUAGGAAACUGCCUUGCCUUUGCAACUGCGGGCUUACUGGCAGAUGACGGCAUUGUUAUUCGAGAAGCCCCACUGGAGGACACCCCGACAUCACUACAAAUAGCUGGUGUCCCGGAAAACAUCAAUGCAACUCAGAUACUCGAUGAUAUUGUACGAUGCGCUGUGUCGUCCUGCGAAGGCGAAGGUAGAAUAUCCGGCAUGGCCACCUGCACGACACAGCUUAUCGAACUAAGGGGACACCUGGGUGGUCCGCAUAACGCCACUAGCCUUGAGCAAUUCCAGGUCCUUCAUGACGGCCUAGGCCAAUAUUGUGGCAAGCUUGAUAUGGAGUUUGAGCCUGACAUUGCAGGGCCGGGGGUCCUGCUGUCACAAAUGAUACAGGCAUCAGUCUCAGUCACCUCGUUUGUUUUCAUCACGAUAAUCAGCUCUUGGGCCCGGUUCGUUCUUUUGGUCCACAAGCGAGGCGACUGGAAGAAAGCGGAGCGUCGUCACAGAAAACUCACAACAUCCAGAGUCCACGGUGCGUUGGUUUCGGCUGCCGUGGAAUUCCAGGAAGCCCAAGCCUUCUUCACCAUGGCCAUUCAGAUCGCGACCAUUGCCACGUUUGAGCCGAGCUUUACCUGCGGCUUGUCUUGCAGCCAGCAAGAAUCGAUCCAAUCCCUGAGCGACACCAUCAUGAAUGGGCAGUUGAUUCGUGCUCUGGCGGUCAACAGCAUGUUGCCUGUGCUUCUGACACAGUCAGUACUCCACCGUGCCGGAAUGAGCUGGUGGUAUACCUUGACGCUUUGCAUCAUUGUCUGCAUCUUUUCAGAGGUCAUCAGGUGGCAAACUGUCACUCAAGUCCCUUUCCACAUCCUGUUAGGCCGGCUAAAAGAUCUAGUACCAGUGGAUGAGUGUGGUGGUAACCCUUCUCUGACAGCGUAUUGCCUGACGCCUUUAUACAAUCUUCAACUUGUGGAAAUGCCCAUGCUGAUUGUAGGAUAUACAACCGCCCUUGUACUCCUUCUUGCGCAGAGCGCACAUCGGACAUGGCCGAUUAUUUCACCUAUUGUCGAGAGGCAUAGACCUGGUCAGUUGCUGGCUUACUUGGGAAAGCAUUUCUUUCGAGUGUCUUGGUACGGAUUGCAGAUGACCCUUGCCAUCGCCACGGCUUUACAUUUCGUCACUCUUUGGACCAUCAGCCGCGGUUUGAACGCGUCACCGAAAGACUGGACAUAUGGCCAGGUGGUGUCGGCAAUGCUCUGGGCUCCGAUAUUGGGAAAGUACCUAUACUACAAUAUUUUUGGAGUGAAGAGGGGAGUCGAGGCACGGCUUGCGCGAGAGUACACGGUGAUUCGACUUGAGCCUCACUGA